AUGAACAACGUUUGUUUUGCUGUGGAAGCACAAAUCCAGCAGCAACUUCCUGAACGCUUUGGCAUUGUACUCGACGACUGGUCUGCCCGUGGAACCUCGUAUUGCUGCAUCAUGGCGUCGUUCUGCGCGACCACUCGGCCGUUCAACACGUUGUCUUUGUCGAAGCAACUCUACUCUAAGACGUUGGAUGCGAUCACGUUCGUCAUUGGCGAAAAUUGCUCCGUGAACCAGCGCAUGGCGGGUCUUCUCAACGACCACAAGGGUCUCUUGGACCGUAUCCACUGUGUCAUGCUGCGAGCGUACAUGGACCGAUGUCUCUAUCCGGCCACUCAGUGA
Messenger RNA from Aphanomyces astaci, 336 nucleotides. RefSeq lists its product as hypothetical. NCBI's taxonomy places the organism in Eukaryota, Oomycota, Saprolegniomycetes, Saprolegniales, Verrucalvaceae. The transcript is spliced from 3 exons. The coding region runs from base 1 to 336 and encodes 111 amino acids. The record is from RefSeq and is a predicted model, not a curated record.